Molecule: messenger RNA, 1092 nt
Organism: Glycine soja
Lineage: Eukaryota; Viridiplantae; Streptophyta; Magnoliopsida; Fabales; Fabaceae
Product: peptidyl-tRNA hydrolase, mitochondrial-like
Exons: 9
Coding region: 171-827 (218 amino acids)
Molecular function (GO): peptidyl-tRNA hydrolase activity
Source: RefSeq, a predicted model, not a curated record
UCCAUCAACCUUUGAGAGUUACCAAGCAUAUAGAGUGUGAACAUAUAUAUUUUUUGGGUAUACACUUAAAAAUCAGAUAUCGACUAGAAGUGGUUGUUGAAGCAGUUUGGUUUUAUGACUCAUUGAAACCCAACGAUGCGGAGAGGCAACGCUGAUAGCUAGCAGAGGACAUGCUUCAUAGGUUAAGCAGACGCUGCUUUUGCACCGUUACUCCACGCCCUUGGCUUUUCGUGGGCUUGGGCAACCCUGGCGACAAGUUCAAAGGAACCAGACACAAUGUUGGCUUUGAGAUGAUUGAUGCAUUUGCGGAGUCACAGGGGAUUCCUAUGGACACUGUCCACUCCAAAGCUAUUUUUGGAAAAGGUUUUGUUGGUGAAGUUCCUGUUUUCCUUGCAAAGCCUCAAACUUACAUGAAUCUCAGUGGUGAAUCGACAGGACCACUGGCUGCUUAUUAUAAGCUACCUCUUAAUCAGGUGCUUGUGUUCCAUGAUGACAUGAACUUGCCCUGUGGGGUGCUUCGUCUUCACGACAAAGGGGGUCAUGGAAGUCACAAAGGGCUGAAGAGUGUGAUCUAUAACUUCAGAGGAAAUAGAGAAUUUCCUAGGCUGAGAAUUGGGAUUGGGAGUCCUCCUGGGCAAAUGGAUCCUAAAGCAUUUUUGCUUCAAAAGUUUAAUGUAACAGCUAGGCAACGAAUUGAUGAGGCUUUGCAAGAGGGGAUUGAUGCCUUGAAGCUCCUUUUAUCUAAAGGUUUGACAGAGAGUGCAAAAAGAUUCAAUAAAGAACAAAAGUAUAAGCACUUAAGAGUGCAGAAUUUACCAGUUUCAUAGGAUUCCAUGAUAGCAUGUUGCAUUAUAAGUAUGAUUAUGAUUAAUUCUUCACUUUUUAGGUUGCAAUACAUGUGUAAAACUUAGCGAUAGGAAAUUGGCUUAAUUUUGUAACAUUCCAGAGCUUGAUAUAGCUUUUAAAAUGGUUUAUGACCAAGUUUUUUCCAUCUUGAUUUGUUUUAAUUGGAUACUGUCUCUGUAAUGUGCAUUUUUCACACUCGAGUGCACACGGUUGGGAUAACUGAUCACGCAUUUAAGCAUUUGGAUA